Acanthosepion pharaonis is the source of this 642-nucleotide messenger RNA. Lineage: Eukaryota; Metazoa; Mollusca; Cephalopoda; Sepiida; Sepiidae. The record is from the annotation of a GenBank genome assembly.
AUGAUGUGUAAUGAAGAACUUCUCUCUCUCUCUCUCUCUCUCUCUCUCUCUCUCUCUCUCUCUGACCACUGUGCCUGUCUCUCUCUCAUGUUGUCUUUUUCCUCUCUCUCUAUCUCAUGCUGUCUUCCUCCUCCUCUCUCUCUCUCUCAUGCUGUCUGCCUUCUCUCUCUCUCUCUCUCUCUCAUAUGCUGUCUACCUUCUCUCUCACUCUUUCCCUUCCCUCUCACACUCUUUCUUCUCUCUCUCUCUAUCUCCCUUCUCUCUGUCUCUUUCUCACACUGUCUCUUUUCUCUCUCUCUUAUGCUGUCUCUCUUCUCUCUCUCACGCACUGUAUUCCUUCUUUCUCUCACACUGUAUUCCUUUUCUCACUCUCUCUCUUUCAUGCCAAAUUCCAGCUCUCUCUCUCUUUCUCAUGAUCUCUUCUCUCUCUCUCACACAGUAUUCCUUCUCUCUAUCUCACACACUGUAUUCCUUCUCUCUCUCUCAGGCUGUAUUCCUUUUCUUUCCUUUCCAUUCUAUGUCUUCACACUCUCGUUAACAUCUUUUUUCUAUUUCAUUUCUAUCAACAUUUCUUCCCUCCUUUUUCCUUCUCACUUUGCAAUCUCUCAUCAUUUACUUAAUCUGUCCUCUUUUCUUUCCUAA